Messenger RNA from Mobula hypostoma (lesser devil ray), 1655 nucleotides. It is a transcript of the gene mad2l2, whose product is annotated as mitotic arrest deficient 2 like 2. Gene Ontology annotation, cellular component: zeta DNA polymerase complex. The transcript has 9 exons. The record is from RefSeq and is a predicted model, not a curated record. NCBI's taxonomy places the organism in Eukaryota, Metazoa, Chordata, Chondrichthyes, Myliobatiformes, Myliobatidae. The coding region runs from base 424 to 1059 and encodes 211 amino acids.
CGGCUCGCGGCCUAGCCCGGUCGUGCUCGGGUGCUCCCUCAGGUCGCGGCCUAGGCCACUGACAGGCGGGACCGGGGGGUGAAGGGGAGCUGGGAGCUGCAGGGCUGCGGAUGGAGUCAACACUGGGGCUGUCGACUGUGAGCGGACACUUGGUGCUCGGAAUGAGAGGGGGAAGGUGAAGAGCGAGCUCACUCCUUAUCCAGUUCAGUGACCUGACUGCGAUCUCCCUCCACCACGCCUAAACACAUCAGGAGAUAAUUCCUUUGUUACUGAAGCUGCACAUCACUGAUCCUAACCGCAUUGACACCACCGGACACUCUAUGAUCACACCAUCAGGAAUGGAAUUCAAAUAGCUUCUUCCGAUGUCUCUUGAAUGAAAAUGUUUGCCAAUAUUCCAGAAGCGAAUAUGAUGUAUUUGUGAAGAUGGCCACUCUCACACGACAAGAUCUCAAUUUUGGACAAGUGGUUGCAGACGUACUCUGUGAAUUUCUGGAAGUGGCUAUUCAUUUGAUUUUGUACGUCAGGGAGGUGUAUCCAAUUGGUAUCUUUCAGAAGAGGAAGAAGUACAAUGUACCUGUACAGAUGUCGUGUCACCCAGAGCUUAACCAAUACAUUCAGGAUACUCUGCACUGUAUCAAGCCUUUGAUUGAGAAGAAUGAGGUGGAUCGGGUGGUGGUGGUGAUCCUGGAUAAAGAGCAUCAUCCUGUGGAGCGCUUUGUCUUUGAGAUAUCUCAACCUCCUCUGCUGUCUGUCAGCUCUGACUCAUUGCUGUCCCGUGUUGAGCAGCUCCUUCGAGCUUCAAUUCUGAAGAUCAGUGUCUGUGAUGCAAUUCUGGAUACUAACCCUCCAGGCUGUACCUUUACUGUGCUGGUUCAUACAAGAGAUGUUGCCACUCGGAACAUGGAGAAGAUUCAGGUGAUAAAGGAUUUCCCAUGGAUUCAUGCAGAUGAACAAGAAGUGAAUAUGCGAGAACCUAGGCUAAUUCCGCUGAAAACCAUGACUUCAGAUAUCUUAAAGAUGCAAUUAUAUGUUGAAGAGAGAGCUCAGAAAAUAUUUUGACUCCAUGGCUGCAAUACCAAGUGGAACAUAAGUCCUAAGGCACUGGGUGUACUUCGUCACUGAAAUUUGUUGCACACAGAAGAAAACGUAUGAAACGUGAAACCUAAUAUGGAAUCAUAUCCUGAAAUGGAAUUUGUGGAUGGGUUUUAACACUUUUGUAUUGUGAUGAUAGCUUGUAGUUUGACUAUGUGCAUGUGUUGUGCUGACUGCAUUAAGUGUGAAGUGAACUUGGCUACAAAUUAAAAGGCUGAGUCAGGGUUAGAAAAUGACUGAUUGCACAUUUCAAGAUAUGGUCAGUAGACUAUCCAAGAAUGGUGUAUGUCAAUGUAAUGAUACCAUACAAAUGUAUAAGCUACAAUUUAGAAACUACAGUGCUGACAUCUGUCAGCUUCUUUGAAGAAUUACUCAUCUGUAAGAAGUCUGUAUCUUUCAAGGGGAGAGAGCAGGACCUUGAAGGAGAGCAGUUUUAUUCUAUUAGGGAGUGAACCUAGUACAAGAAUUUUUUUUAUAAAAAUCUAAAUGUGAGGCAGGUGUGUUUUUUAACUUUAAAAUAACAAAUGAGGAACGGAAAUAAAUAAAAUGAUCACUUUUUAAUC